Molecule: messenger RNA, 4083 nt
Organism: Drosophila sulfurigaster albostrigata
Lineage: Eukaryota; Metazoa; Arthropoda; Insecta; Diptera; Drosophilidae
Product: CUGBP Elav-like family member 2
Exons: 9
Coding region: 91-2541 (816 amino acids)
Biological process (GO): regulation of alternative mRNA splicing, via spliceosome; mRNA splice site recognition
Cellular component (GO): nucleus; ribonucleoprotein complex; cytoplasm
Molecular function (GO): mRNA 3'-UTR binding
Source: RefSeq, a predicted model, not a curated record
GCGAACAACUUUCGGUGGGUGUAAAGAAAGAAGAGACAGCUAACUGGCGAAAGACAGAGAGAGAGAAAGAGAGACAUUGCAAGUUGAACGAUGCUGAGCUCUCUGGACGCGCUUGCCGGUAAAAUAGCCAAAGCGACGCCGGGCACAGGCGCCGUGGCGGCCAGCGCCAAUGGCAAUAAGCCAACAAAUAAUGCACAUCAUCCAGCGCAUCAGCAUCAUCAUCUGCAUCAUGGGCAGCGACAUCAUCAGCUCGAUUAUGAUUAUUCCGCUGUGGAAAUUGAACCGCCCGCCGAACAAUUGGCAAAUUCACCGCGAAAUGAACGCGAACGUUUGCAGCAAGCUCAACACGCCUACGAACAGCAAGCACAGGCUGAAUUGGAAUUUGGGCUGGCGGAUGUCGACACUAAAAGUUGUCUAACACUCUUGAGUCAUCGGCGUAGCAGCAACAAUAUGCAUACACUGGCGACGGGCAAAGCAACGAGUAAUGGUGGCAAUGGUGGUGGAACAACAACAACAACAACAGGAGUUGCGACCAGGCCGCAACACUAUCAUCAUCCCUAUCAGCGUCCAUUGCGACCAGUUUCGCCAGUGGUGCAACAGCAGCAACAACAGCAAAGUCAACAGCAGCAGGCAUAUCAACAGCAGUUAUCACAUUUGGCAGCGCUGCAAGAUCAUCAUCAGGAGCUGCUGCAAACGCAACAGGAAUUGUUUCACAAGCAGCUGAUCAAUAUGCAACAGCAGCAGGAGCGUGAGCGACAAGCGUCGGUUAAUUUUAAUGAUAGCUGCAACAGUGAUCACGACUCACAGCAAGAGUACAAAAUUUGCCUGAGGGAUAGUGCAUUUGGUAUGAGCGAUAAGAGCAGCAGCGCAACCAACAGCCUGCCAAAUAGUCCAAUACAUAGCAACAACAACAAUUCAUCACUGCUCAACAACAACAACUCGAGCUUGGUGGGCAGCAAUAAUUCGUUGAGUGUCAUUCCCUUUGGCAGUGCCAGCAAUAAUAACAACAACAACAUGUCAAGCGGUUUACUGAGUAACAACAACAACAACAGCAGUAACAAUAACAACAACAAUCCAUGCAGUGCCAAUCGUAAUGUUGUCAGUAUGGAUGAUGAUUCAUGCUUUCGCCUCGACUCGGACACAACAGUUGUCACCUAUGGCGAAAAGGAGCCCGAUCCCGAUAACAUCAAGAUGUUUGUGGGCCAAGUGCCCAAGAGCAUGGACGAGGCGCAACUCCGUGAAAUGUUCGAAGAGUACGGACCGGUGCAUUCGAUCAAUGUACUGCGCGAUAAGGCAACCGGCAUUAGCAAGGGUUGCUGCUUUGUGACGUUUUAUACGCGACGUGCGGCACUAAAAGCUCAGGACGCUCUGCAUAAUGUGAAAACGCUGAAUGGGAUGUAUCAUCCAAUUCAAAUGAAACCCGCCGACAGCGAGAAUCGCAAUGAACGCAAGCUCUUUGUGGGCAUGCUAAAUAAGAAGCUGAACGAGAACGACGUGCGCAAACUAUUUGAAAUCCACGGUGCCAUCGAGGAGUGCACAGUGCUGCGGGAUCAGAACGGUCAGAGCAAAGGUUGUGCCUUUGUCACAUUUGCCACCAAACACGCCGCCAUAGCGGCCAUUAAAGUUACUAUGAAUCAGAAUAAAAUCAUGGAGGGCUGCACAUCGCCGUUGGUUGUUAAAUUUGCGGAUACGCAAAAGGAGAAGGAGCAGAAAAAGAUUCAACAGAUACAGGCAAAUCUAUGGAAUUUGGCCACAAACAUCAAUAUACCAUUGGGACAGACGGCGACCAGUGUGUCGACACCGAUACUGCCAAACCCACCGCAACAGCCGUCCCCAGUGAUGGGAGCCGAUGCUCUAACACCUGCCAGCAUUCAAUUGCUUCAGCAGCUACAGACAGUCGGACUGCAUCAACAGCUGCUGCAAGCACUCACUGGUUUGGGUGCUGCACAGCAAAACAAUUCGACGCAGGACACGACGAGUGCGGCUGCAGCUGCCGGCUUACUCAAUCCACUUUCCGUACAAAAUCUGGCUGCCAUUGCCGCCAUGACGCAGCCGAGUCUAUCGAAUGCUGCCACCUCGCCGGGCAGCGCGCAAUUGACCAACACUGCGGCACUUUUGUGGUCUGAUCCGAAUCCAUUGGCAUCGGCGUAUAUGUCAACAGCCGCUGGUUUACCGCAAUUUGGAAGCACCACAGCACUGUCCACCUCCCCGUUGGCCAGCGUUGCGUUGAGCGCUGCUGCGGCUGCCGCUGCGGGCAAGCAGAUUGAAGGUCCUGAAGGCUGCAAUCUGUUCAUUUAUCAUCUGCCACAGGAGUUCACUGAUACCGAUUUGGCCUCCACCUUUUUGCCAUUUGGCAAUGUCAUCUCGGCCAAGGUGUUCAUCGAUAAACAGACUAGUCUAUCCAAAUGCUUUGGAUUCGUUUCCUUUGACAAUCCAGAAUCGGCACAGAUGGCCAUAAAGGCCAUGAAUGGCUUUCAGGUGGGCACGAAACGUUUAAAGGUGCAACUCAAGAAGCCCAAGGAUGCCUCGAAGCCCUAUUAAAGAAAGCAAACAAAAUAAAUGAGAAAAAAGAGGAGAGAAAUUUCUACAAUUAACAACAAGCCACAACAACAAUAAGAAAAUGAAGAAGACCAACGAGAAGAAGAUCAAUACAACAAUAGCUAAAAGAGCAACAAGAAAUGUAUUUUUUUUUUUUUAUUAUUGAAUACACCAACAACAAAAAUUUGUCAAAUGGAAAGAAGUCCAAUGAAUCGAGUCAACCGUGUGGAGCGCGCGUGUUUAAAGUAGAACCAAACAAGUCAAGAACCCUACGUUGUACGUAUUUCCCCACUUCAAUUUCACACCCAAAAAUAAAUAGUUACCGAAAAAAAACAAAAAUACUUUUGAAAAAGUUAUGAAUUUGUGCCAAAAAAUAAACCAAUUUUGAUAUAGCACGUUAAAUGUUGAAGUAAAUCCAAAUCAAAUCGAUACCUUUAGUGAUUAGUUUAGCGUUUAGUUUUUGCGCCUGUCUCGCAGUUUAGUUUGUCAAACAGUUUUUGUUUGUUUACACGCCUUGAAGUUUCUUUCACACACUGAACGACACACUUGUUAAUCCUUUUUUUAAGCUCUGUCGUAUAGUAAUAUAUAUCAAUGCACAUAUAUAUCUAUCUAUCUAUUUUUAACAAAUCUUUUUUUGUACACUUUUCUAUCGAAAUUACAUGACAUCUGUUUAAAGUGUUAGCUCUUAAGUUUUUGAUAUAAAACAACAACGAAAACAUAACCAAAAAUCACCCCAAAAAAAAAAAAAAAAAAAAGAAAAAAAAGUAAAGAAACGAACCCAUUUUAAAUGAUCCGCACUUGUCUCAUGUUUCAUUUGUACAUCUCAUGUUGCAAGUCACAAGUUUUGAACGUUGAAAAAAACACCAUCUGAAGUUCUCUAUAUACUCUAAACAUAAAUAUCUUUAUAUAUAAACAUUUCUUUAUAUCUACUCGUUUUGUUAAAUGGAUUUUCACAUUUUAUAUGCUGAUGCGUAUAUAAACUAUAUAGUACAUAUAUAUCUCUAGUUGUAAUGCUUAAUUUGAUUUGUUAAAAGCCAACAUUUUUAUUUGUACUGAAUGAAAGAAAAUAAUGUUUUUGUUUAUACUUAUCAUUAUUAUUAUUAUUAUUAUUAUAUAUUUUGUUUAGUUUUUAAUUAAUUAACUCUAUCACUCGAACCAAUGAAAUCAUAAUCCAAAAUCAAACUGAAUAUUUCUUAUUAUUUUUUAUUUUUACUUUUUAUAUAUUGAAUUUUUUAUUUUUAUUUUCAUUUUUUCAUUUUCUUUAUGCUUUAAUUUCUGGUAUUAUAACUGUAGCAUUGCUUUUGGCCGCGCAAUUUGAUUGUAAACUUAAUGUCCAAAAUCAUAAUAAUAUAUUUUGUGGUAAAUUACUUAGUAUCAGCUACAAACUUUUGUUUAUGUAAACUACACACAACACACACACACACACAUUGAAUUCACAUAUACGUACUCACACUUGCAUAAGCUCACACACAUACAUACACACACAUUUAUACGUACAUCUAUAAAUAUCUCUAAAUAAAGUUUUGUUUUCUGUUUCAAAAUGCA